CCCAAAGAGAAACCCAGCCACCGACGCCUCUUCCUCUUGAGGAAACCGGUAAGAAGCUUGGUUUUUGCCUUUCUUUUCUUGUUCAAGAACAAGAUUUAGGAGCUUGAAAUCUUUCCCCUCUGUAGAAAAUCCCGAAUCUGCUCUGUUCUUCCUCCCCUGCUGCCGGUUUCAGCUUGGUGAGGGUGGGGAUCUUUCGGUUUUUUGGUAAGGGAACUACCAUGAAAUCAUCUCUUUAGCUUUGAUUUGGCUUGGGUUUACUUUAAUUCCUCUUGGUUCUCCCAAUUUUUGGUAGACCCGUGAGCUUCCCCUGCAUUGCCGCCGGCCUUCCCCUAACUGCAGCUCCGGUUUUUGCUGGAAAUUCUGUGAGGUAAGUAAAUUAUGGUAAUGCCCUUCGAUUUUAAAAGUAUGUUUUGACUUGUUUUGAAAUGGUGGCGGGACUAAACCCGUUUUACAUGAGCAUGACUGAUUUGAAGUGAAAUUUUUAUGCUUUUUAUUAAAUUGAGCAUGCCUACUUGAAAUUUAAUUGAUUGUCCUGAUGAUUUGAAAGCGAUUGGUGAAUUAUGAUUUUUCUAUUAACUUCUACUUGUUUUGUCUCUGAUGUGGUAAUGUUAUUAGUGACCCUACUAGUGGGGGUUAAACGCUAACACAUAUCGACAUGUUAGUGAUAGAGCCGGUUCGUACGAGUGACCCUGCUAGUGGGGAUUAUACACUAGCAAAUAGUGUAGCCUGCCAGUGGGAGGUUUAUAACACUGGCCAUGACCUAUAGAAGAGACGUCUAUUUCGUUCCCGCACUGUAACCAUUUUUUCGUGAUUACACUUGUUGGCAUGCUAUGAGUUUAAUUAAGGGCUAUCCAUAUUUACUUACUGAAUUAUCUCACAGUUUUUCCUUGUCCAUCAUUUUAGGGAGUGCAGUCAAGGACGGGGAAAAACGAGGGGAGUGACAAGUUAGAAGGCUAGACAUCUUGUAAAUUGAACAUAGAUUUUAGAUAUAAAUCGUGAUCUUGUAAGCUAGACUUUAUUUGGAGAUUUUGAUAUCAAAGCGAAUUUUAUAACUUUAUCUUCAGAUUUUGAUGGUAUCAGAUUGUGGUAUGAUAAGUUCCGAGCCUUGUACAUUUGUGGGACCCUCUCAUGAGUGCACGGCGUCUGCCACGUCCCCGGAUUUGGAUUCUAGGGCAUGACAAUAUAUAUCUAUUAGUUUA
This is a messenger RNA of Rubroshorea leprosula, 1199 nucleotides long. The record is from the annotation of a GenBank genome assembly. NCBI's taxonomy places the organism in Eukaryota, Viridiplantae, Streptophyta, Magnoliopsida, Malvales, Dipterocarpaceae.